Molecule: messenger RNA, 816 nt
Organism: Cherax quadricarinatus
Lineage: Eukaryota; Metazoa; Arthropoda; Malacostraca; Decapoda; Parastacidae
Source: RefSeq, a predicted model, not a curated record
UUUUUGAGGAAGCUACAUUAGAAAAUAAUAUUAAACAUUCCACUCAGAACAGGUCAUUACCAAGAUAUUUCAUAAUCGUUGACCACUGUCUACAUUUCUGCAGAUGUGGGUCAGGUUUCCGUGUCUGUCGACUGGGAAAGGCAGGACUGCAACAUAUGUUACUGAAGAGCACCUUCUUGAAGAAUAUACCAGAGGAGCUCAUGUGGAGGCUGACGGAGAAUGUGCCAGCGGUCGGUGUGUACCUUGAUCCAAGUGUAACAAAGGACGUGUUCCUGGACAUCCAGAACUUACCCUACGCUGGAGACAAUGAAAUACCUGUAUCUUGGAUUUCUCCCACCGUUUGUGGUACUCUGGGAAUGUUAGGGACAGAGAAAGAUUUCAGGAGACUGGGUCAUGCAACUCUGGUAACAAGGGUAGCAGCCAGACUAUUAGCUAGUAAGGGUUGCAUCCCUAACUGCAAUGUAGACAUCACAAACACAGCUUCUAAAGAGAUGUUUAAUAAGAUGACAGGAUGGGAACAAACUCACUCUGGAAUAUUGUUCAUGCCUGCUGAGAAGAAACAAAUAUAAGUUAGAAGGAAACAAUAACUUAAUAUAUUAGAUUUGUUUGAAAUGUGUCCAAAAUACCUAAAUUUAUAUAAAUAUGUUGUCAUAUAAAUAUCCACUUCUCCCUAAAUUGAUCUUGAAAACAUUUCUUCUUAAAGAAUCCCAAUGGAAAUAAUUCACUCUGACUUUUUUAGGGUUAUCCUAGGUUCUCUACACAUAUGCUGCUAUGUAUGAUAAUCUAUGUAACUGUAUUUGUGUAUACCUGAUUAAA